Camelina sativa (false flax) is the source of this 1088-nucleotide messenger RNA. RefSeq lists its product as uncharacterized. NCBI's taxonomy places the organism in Eukaryota, Viridiplantae, Streptophyta, Magnoliopsida, Brassicales, Brassicaceae. The record is from RefSeq and is a predicted model, not a curated record.
UUGCAUACUGUAUAAUGUCUAAAUAUGAAUCAAGUCUUAACUAAGAUUCCUAAAAUUUCAUAGAUGCAACUAUACAAGCUUUGUAUCGUCAUUUGAGAGAGAAAUGAGUCUAUAUCCUGGAUUUGGUGGCUGGAUCAAUCUGAACAUUCAACAACGUCCUAAGGCUGAAUCUGGGAGACAUGAGGAUGUUGAGUCUAAUUCAAUGUCAGAGAAAGAUACCAAUCUAAAACCAUGGUACGCCGAACCUGGUGAUAAUGCAGCUACGGAACCUGGGGAUGUUAGAUCCAAGUCACUGUAUGCCGUGGAUACUAAAUAUUUUGAUUUAAAGGAGAUGAGAACGCAAUCAAAACUUUGGCAUGCAGAGAAGAAGAAGCAUCCAUGGUAUGUUCCUCCUGCUAAGUUUAAGGUGAAAACAAAAAAUGGUAUUUGCCAUAUGAACAUAGAACUCACAGUGGGAUUAAUCCCUCCAGGAGCCUAUGAGAUGCUCACUAAUCCAAGAAACAUAACAUUCUUUUCUGCGGACGAUGUAGUCGAUGAUGACCGUAGACGACAACGUCUGGAAAACAAAUCAACAAAGGUUUUGAAGAAGGAUGGACCAAGACAAAUCACGGAUGUGAGCAAAGUUCUGAGAUGGAAGUUUCUUUUGUUUUCUGGAACUAUCCCAAUUCAUCUAAUUAUCGAUGAAAACCAUCAAACUCUUAGAGCAAAAUACACGAAAAAGAAAAACACAAUGACUUACAUGAAAGUGUUCGAGGGUAGGUGGAAGAUAGAGCCUCUAUACGUAGAUUCAGAACGCUUGUGCAACCAAAGAGAGCCGAAGAGUCGAGAAGAAUACAGAAGAUGUAGCGGCGGAAAAGGAAGGAUUGCAUCGACGGUGAGAAUGGAGCUUAUCUUUCAGCCUGCGUCUCUUCUUAACGUGCCACCGGUUUCUUGGAUCAUUCGUGGGAUCACCAUCAAAGCCACCAAGACUUUGAUUGAAGAUCUUAGAAAAUUUGCUAUCAAUAUGUACAAAAUGUAAUAAUAUUUGGUAUUUCGUGGAUAUAUGUCAUAUGUAAAUUAAUACUUCAUAUGCGUUUAAUAAUUAUAAA